Messenger RNA from Klebsormidium nitens, 1241 nucleotides. NCBI's taxonomy places the organism in Eukaryota, Viridiplantae, Streptophyta, Klebsormidiophyceae, Klebsormidiales, Klebsormidiaceae. The record is from the annotation of a GenBank genome assembly.
CAGGAAGCUAGCUAGACACCUAGGUAGCUAAGGCGGCUUCUGACUUUGAGACCCAAAAGGCUGAAGAACAGACCAAGCCAGUCUUGCUCUUGGUGGCGCUGACGAACAGCUCACCAUGUGUGCCACCGCCGCAGGGUGGAGAUUGCAGCUGUGCAACAACACUCUACACAAUGGCUCCCUAGUGGGGGAGCCUGGUGCGCAUUCGCGGCUACAUGCGGAGCCUGGCCCCAUUUUCGACAAUCUCAGGGCGUGCUGGACAGACAGGCGGCAUCCACUUCGGUCGCUGCAAUGUGGCGGCACAAGUGCACCGCUGAAUCCACAGCUGGAAAGGUUCAAUGGGAAACGAGGCGUGAGGCAGGGCAGAAAACGGAUGGGCUGUUGGACACCGAGGUGCUUGAUCGAGGGGGUACACCAGUCACAGCAGGACAGCGGACUGCGAGAAAGGCUUCUCACAACAGAAGCUGCGGGGAUCACCUUGUCAGGAAAGUUCAGCAUCUCAGAUGAGGAAUUCUCAGAAGAGGGGCUGCGCUUCAACUCUGAAGGUGACAGCGUCGACCUGGACCAGCUCAACGGACUGUUUGGCAAGGUUGGGUUCCCUCACAGAAAGCGGUCCAAGCUGCGGAUAGCACUUCAAAACACCCUAGCGAUGGUUUGGCUCCUAGACACGGAAAACGACCGGCUGAUUGCAUUUGCCAGAGCCACUGGGGACGCGGUCUUUAAUGCUACCAUCUGGGACGUGGUGGUGGACCCGGGCUGGCAGAAGAAAGGCCUCGGCAAGGCGGUUAUCGAAAGGCUGAUGGCGGAGCUUCUAAAUAGGGGGAUUGUAAACAUCAACCUGUAUGCGGAGCCCAACGUCGUGUCGUUUUACAAGCCUCUAGGGUUCGUCACUGAUCCAAGCGGCAUAAGUGGCAUGGCCUUCAACAAGAAGAAGGCAGCCCUGUAGCACCGGAAGCGCAGUAGAAAGUGACCGAAAAUGUCAAGCAGAACGUCAAUUAGACAUGUAGGCUGCUUGCGUGACCACCCUCAACCAGAGGAUCAGCAACGUUGUAAAGGAUGCCCCGGGACUCUGGAGUGGACCCGUCCACCGGUUGGCGCACGCUAGAUAAUUCGUGUCCCGCCACAGGCUGCGGUAAGGGAAGUUACGCGAUCUACAGCGGCUCUGAGAAACGAACGCAUGGCUGGAAUCCGAUAGCCGCGUUGUCAGCCCUUCACCUUUCAAAAAGAUAGACAUCGUGCUCGGC